UCCUUUUGUUCAGCUAGCUUAUGUGUGGAAAUACAGAAGUCAGACUCUCAGAAAUGUUACACAUUGAAAAAUAAACAGUGACCGCAAUGACUGUCUAACCGUUGGCUGCCUUUCUGUUUCCAAUUUUAGACCCACUGUAGCCACACAUUUCCGACGGCACUCGACACGUCGGCAUUUAUUCAGCUAGUCUCGGCGAAGUUACACAUUUAUCAGUCAUAUCGUUAGCCGUACAAAUGUAUAUAACCUGUAGGUUUUAUUAGCCUGUAGCUGCGUUAGUUAGCAUUAGCAUUAGGCUUGUUGCAGGUACGUUGUUUACAUCCGGUAACUACCCUAAUGCGGGUCUGCUGGCUGAUAUGAAUAGCUGUGGUUGACUGAGUGGAGGGCUACGGGAUUGGGUGAAUUUAUGGAAACAUGUCAAAGAAACGGGGCAGGAAGCGUAGCAGUGGAGAGCUGAGUGAGAGCUCGGAGUCGACGCUGAUCCCAGACCCCGACAACCUGCUGGGCCGCAGGAUUCAGCACACCUGGAGGGAGAAGGGCAACGUGACCAAGUGGAAAGGCACUGUUCUGGAGCGCCUAACUGUGAACAGUUCCCUCUACAUGGUCAAAUAUGACGGUUUUGAUUGUGUGUAUGGCAUUGAGCUCUUCAAAGACAACCGGGUGUCCAAUCUGCAGGUGUUGUCAGAGAAAGUUGUGAACAAUAAGAUCAAGGUGCCUCCUGGGGCAGAGGAGCUGGUGGGCCGAGCUGUGGAGCAUCUGUUUGAGAAGGAGGAUGGCGAGAAAAAUGAGUGGCGAGGCAUGGUGCUAUCCCGAGCCCCCAUCAUGACCCACUGGUAUUACAUCACCUACGAGAAGGACCCAGUGCUGUACAUGUACCAGCUGUGGGAUGAUUAUAAGGACGGAGAUCUCCGUGUCUUGCCUGAAUCGGAGAACAAACACCUUCUGCCAGCAGACAGGAAGCCGGGUGAGGAGCCAGAGAGCCUUGUGGGAAAACAGGUGGAGUAUGUCACAGAUAAUGGUCUAAAGAGAACGGGCUUGGUCAUCUACCAGGUCCCAGCUAAGCCCACCGUGUAUUACAUCAAAUAUGACGAUGACGUCCACAUCCACGUCUACGAUCUGGUGAAGACCACUUAGUACUGACUGUCCAGUUUCAUCUUCAGCUGAUGGCUCACCUCUGACCCAACCAGUUAUUUACCUUUUAAAGUGUUAGAGAUUUCAGUUUUCCUCCGGUGGGAGGCAAUGUACUGAAGAUCAAAAGCCCCAUAUCUUUUUUUUUUUCCAAAAGCCUUCCAGAGGUUUGUUCCAUUCUCACAUUACAAGACAUUUUUGAUUCUGAAUUUUAAUUUGACAUUAAAGUAUGACUAUUAGGAUGUCUUCGAUGUAAAUAAAGCAGGUCUGAGACCGGUUGCGUAGCCCAGCAGAUGAAAUGGAGCUAGACGUACGUUCGUUUUGAUUAAAUAACACUUGUAUAGUGCUACUUUCAAACUCCAAAUCCAUACUUUUUGUAAGCAACACAUCAAACUAAAAGAAUUCUGCUUUCUUACCUAUACCUCUGUGUUUUACUCCUGUUUCAUUACACUUUUAUAUGCCUGUGCUAUUUAUUUCAUCUGGAAUAUCUGGCUGUGUUGCUGGUGACAUUUUGGCAAAAGUUGUCUGCUGUGCUUUGUGUAUGUCAUUGGGUAGGCCUCAGUUUGUUGAAUAUAAAACUAAUAUUCUUUUGACCAGUGUGCUAAUAUUUCCAUCACAGUGAACCCUGAUUUCAGCUGAACUGUAUAGGCAUUGAUGAGAUUUGACUGUCUCACAUCAUAAAAAAAAUUAUCAGAAGUCAUAUUUAUGUUCUUUUUCAUCAUAAACUUCAAGUUUUCUACAUUGUAAUAUGAAAAAGACUGAUGUUGAUGUCAAGUUGUUUCAGUGGUGUUUGUGCUACAUGCUAUUUAUGCAGUUCAAAUUGGCCAACAGCAUUUGUUUAGCAUUUUGGACUUAUUUGCCAAAAAUGAGUCAUGUGAUACGAUAUAUUCUGGCCUCAAAAUAUUGUUUAUUGUGACCCUGAAUAUGUUUUGUCCUGUAAAUAUAAUCUGAGACAUUUUUAUGAACGUAAAAACAAGGCUGUUUGAAAGUUAUUGCAAAAUGCUGUUUGUGUUGCAAUGGAGAUUUUGUUAAUUUGUGUGAAUGCGUACAAUCAUGGUUGUAAGUACAAUACAUGAAUUAUAUCAAAUAAUUAACACAUUUUUUAUUAGAUUAGACACGAGUGAUUCUCUAUAAAUUAUUUAUAUGAAGCACUUUAAGUAAGAAAUGACACAAAGAUGGGUUUUCUUCAGGUAAACAAAAAAAAAAAACAUUUAAUUAGCAUAGUAUACUGAAAAGGUUUUGAUCUGAAUGUCUGAUCUCCACACAUCAACCUUUAAUUCUUAAUCCAAAUUUCUAACCUCUAAGUUUGCAUAUAUCUGUACAUUGCUGAUUUAGUAGCCCUCAGUUGACCUGCAGCAUUCAGAAUGUAAAUAUUUUUAGAAAUGCUGGCCCUGUGUCUGUACUAAAUGAUGUAUAACUGGAUGUGAAGUCCCCCUUUUUGUAAACUUGCAUGAGUUGAGAGACGUUUCACCCCGACCUGUGUGAAUGCAGUGAACAGUGAAUGCACUCAGACACUUGACAGGUGAAGAACGUUGCAUGAAUUCCAAGUUUUGUUUUUUUUUCUUCAUCUUUUAAAUGCAAUGGGCCAAGUGA
Molecule: messenger RNA, 2718 nt
Organism: Scatophagus argus
Lineage: Eukaryota; Metazoa; Chordata; Actinopteri; Scatophagidae
Product: spindlin-Z-like
Exons: 5
Coding region: 412-1131 (239 amino acids)
Biological process (GO): gamete generation
Source: RefSeq, a predicted model, not a curated record